UGAUCUCGGUGUAUCGAUUAUUACGGCGGUGACACUACUGUUUAAGAUUACCUUUCAGGCACUGGGUUCAUCCUCGACGGUGAUAGUAGAGAUUAACUGGAGAAAAUCGGUAUCAGGAUUCAGGAGGAGUAAACGGCGCUUAAGGAAGCCACAGGAUAGCCAAUUUUGUUUGCGGCAAAAGGGAGGGGAAAGAUGUCGUGCAAUAUUCGGAAAGCAAUGUCAACGGAGGUGAAUGACGUGUCAACGGAACCCGGGGAAGAGGUGGUGAUCACCGGUGUUGCCGGUAGAUACCCGGAAUGCGAAAAUAUGAACAAACUGAGAGAUAAUCUGAUGAAUAAAGUAGAUCUGAUCACGGACAACUACGCUCGAUGGAGAUUAGAACACCCGGAGAUCCCUCGGGACGGCGGCAAACUCACCCGCUUGGAGAAGUUUGACGCGAUUUUUUUCGGUGUCCAUUACAAACAGGCUCAUACGUUGGACCCUAUGUGCAGAAUGUUGUUGGAGCACGCAUACGAAGCGAUCAUCGAUGCUGGAAUAAAUCCCCGGCUACUACGAGGAUCAAACACCGGGGUUAUCAUAGGAUCCUGCAUCAGCGAGGCGGAGAAGACUUGGUUCUAUGAAAAAUUACAGGCGAACGGUUUCGGAAUCACUGGAUGCAGCAGAGCCAUGUUGGCGAACAGGAUCUCCUACUUUUUAGGACUACACGGUCCAUCGUACGCGAUAGAUACAGCCUGCAGCUCGAGUUUGGUAGCAUUCGAUCAGGCUUAUAGGCUGAUACGAACGGGGGUGUGUGACCAGGUGAUUGUUGGCGGCGCGAACCUAUGCCUUCAUCCCUACGUGUCGCUUCAAUUCGCACGUCUUGGUGUUCUGUCCACGGACUGUCGUUCCAAGUCUUUCGAUGCCAGAGCGAACGGUUAUGUGAGGAGCGAGGCGGUCAGUGUGAUCUUCAUGCAAAAAGCGAAGGCUGCUAAAAGAAUUUACGCAACGGUGGUCCACACGAAAACGAAUUGCGACGGCUACAAAGAGCAAGGUAUCACGUUCCCUGCGAGCGGGAUCCAAAAGAUGUUGCUGGAAAACUUUUACCAAGAGUGCAAACUCUCGCCCACUUGUCUCUCCUUUCUGGAGGCUCACGGUACCGGCACCAGCGUUGGUGAUCCCGAGGAAUUGACCGCCAUUGACCAGGCCCUCUGCAAAGGUAGAAGCACACCCCUCAAGAUCGGUUCCAUCAAGUCCAAUAUGGGACAUACAGAGCCGGCCAGUGGUCUUUGCUCGGUGGCCAAGGUGAUAGUCGCAAUGGAGAGUGGCCUGCUUCCACCAAAUCUACACUUUCAGUCUCCUAUGAACGGUAUGAAAUGUUUCGAAGAGGGAAAGGUUCAGGUGGUAACAGAACCAACUCCAUGGAACGGUGGAUACGUGGGAAUAAACUCGUUCGGUUUUGGUGGCGUAAAUGCUCACGUCUUAUUGAAAUCUUUCGCCAAAGAGAAGGUGAACAACGGGGCGCCUUCCGAUCACUUGCCUAGGCUCGCAGCUGUGUCUGGUCGAACCAAAGCUGCUGUCGAGACCCUCUUGAAUCACGUUGAAAGUAUAGUACCAGUGGACGCGGAAUACGUUCGACUGUUCCAUGAAAUUCAUUCGGAAAAUAUCGCCGGUCACACGUUCAGGGGAUACACCGUUGUUGGGUCGAACGUGUUCGAAAAACCACCUAGGGAGAUUCAAGAAUUCUCGGGCAUGAUAAGGCCCAUUUGGUUUGUAUUCUCUGGAAUGGGAUCGCAGUGGCCCGGCAUGGGUGAAUCAUUGAUGAGGUUUCCAGUCUUCGUCGAAGCCAUAAGAAAAUGCGACGCUGCUUUGAAACCUUUUGGCGUGGAUAUCGUUCGUAUCAUCACGAACAAAGAUAAAAGGACUUUUGAUAACAUUUUGAAUUCGUUUGUUGGAAUUGCCGCGAUUCAGAUUGGUCUGGUGGAUCUGCUAACAUCUGUGGGGAUAGUACCCGACAACAUAAUCGGUCAUUCCGUUGGAGAACUGGGUUGUGCUUACGCCGAUGGAUGCUUCACCGCCGAGCAAAUGGUCCUGUCCGCUUAUUCUCGAGGUCUAGCGUCCAUCGAGACCGAAAUGAUUCACGGAUCCAUGGCGGCCGUUGGUCUGGGAUACGAGGAUAUAAAUGAUCUGUGCCCACCGGAUAUAGAAGUGGCUUGCCACAAUGGUCCGGACAGUUCCACCAUCAGUGGCCCGGCAGAGUCUAUGAAGAAGUUUGUCGCCGAGCUGCAGGCCAAUAAGAUCUUCGCGAAGGAAGUGCCGUGCAGUAACAUUGCCUAUCAUAGCCGGUACAUCGCGGCUGCGGGACCGAAACUUUUAACGUACCUGAAGAAAGUGAUUCCAGAACCGAAAGCCCGAACUUCCAAGUGGUUGAGUACAUCGGUGCCCCGCAAUCAAUGGUCCAGCCCGGAAGCACAGUUAUCUUCCGCGGAAUAUCACACCAAUAAUCUCCUGAACUCGGUUUUGUUCGCGGAAACUAGUACGAUGAUCCCUAAAGACGCGAUAACCAUCGAGAUCGCUCCGCACGGUCUUCUUCAGGCUAUCCUAAAGAGAUCAUUGGACCCGAACGUGACAAACGUUCCGUUGACCCAACGGGGUCACAACGAAAUUUAUCCUCCAGUUCAGUUCCCUGUUAGUCGUAGCACACCAAUGAUCUCUCCGCAUAUAAAGUGGGAACAUUCCGAUGAUUGGUUUGUACCGGUCUAUACGCAGCGUCAAAGAAUCACCACAUCGGAACGAGUGCUCGACAUCGUCCUGAAAGAUGAGAACUACGAAUACAUGGCCCACCACGUGAUCGACGGUAGAAACUUGGUCCCAGCUACGGGAUAUUUGAUCCUAGUGUGGGAGACCAUCAGUAUGUUAGAGGGAAAGCUAUACGACGAAGUACCCGUCGUGUUCGAGAAUAUCAAGUUCGAGCGUGCCACUACGAUUCCCAAGGAUGGCGGUGUCCGCUUAACCGUCAUGAUUCAUAGAGGUUCCGGAACAUUUGAAAUAUCCGAGGACACUACGACCGUAGUGACAGGACAGAUCCGCAAGAUAAACAAUCCGUCACAAGAGAUGAUUCCGGCCAAGCUACUGCCAGAGAUUGACGACGAAGAAGACUUGACAGUCACGGACAUUUACAAAGAGCUUAAACUCCGUGGUUACGAGUACGCCGGAGUGUUUCGUGGACUGAAGAGCGCAACGAUCAAGGGCACAAAGGGACACAUAGCGUGGAUGAAAAAUUGGGCCGCUUUUAUGGAUAAUAUGUUGCAAAUCAAAUUAUUGGGAUUCGACACCAGAGCUCUUUAUGUCCCUACAGCUAUACGGAAGAUAGUGAUAGACAUCAAGCGUCACAAUGAUAAGGUUCGAAACUUUACCGAGGAGACUAUUGAUCUACCGGUAUACGUGUACAACGACUAUGACGCUAUAGUUUCGGGAGGUAUAGAAAUCCGAGGGCUACAAGCAAACGCCAUUCAGCGACGGAAGAUAAUGGCAGUCCCGGUUCUAGAAGAGUAUAAAUUCGUAGCCCAUCGCGACAAAGCGGAAGUCAGUCUCGAGGAAAUGAUCGUAUUGUCUUCUCAAAUAGCUCUGGAAAGUAAUCUAAUCACGAACCCGAAGAUCAUCGAAUUGAUCAAUCACGAGGACAACCUACCCGCCGAGGAAGUGCUCGCGCCAACUUUCUUGAAGGUAUUGGGAGACCAGCCAAUGAUUCGACCGAGCACGAUACUUGCAGCAGAUUCGGAUCGAUGCGAGAAAUUCUCACUACCGGAAAACGUUACUGUGAUAGAGCCGAACAAGUUGCCAGAGGACAGCUCUAUCUUCAUGGCAGUCGCCUAUGAUAUUUUGACAAAGAAGAAGCAACACUUUCUGGAUCAGCUUUUGCUUGCGACUGUUGACAACGGAUUUAUUCUGACUAGAGAGACUACAGUGAACGGCAGCACUUACAGGCACCUUCAGGGAUAUGAAUUGAAUGUUGUCCUAGAAAAAAGUUACAACGGUCAAACAUUGUUGCUUCUAAAGAAGCAAGAGAAACCUCCUCAGAGGACAGAGGUCGUAUACGUGAACAAUGACGAGUUCAGCUGGCUGAACAAAGUGAAAGAAGUUCUGAAGAACGAAGAGGGAAAAAAAAGUAACGAACGAGACGUGAGAAUGGUAUUGGUUGCAGAAGGCGAUCCGGAGAACGGUGCUUUAGGUAUGGUCAAAUGUUUAAGAAGAGAACCCAACGGCGAGAUCGUCAAGACUGUAAUUAUACAAGACGAGAAUGCUCCUAAGUUCUCGUUGAACGAUCCGUUUUACGCUGAACAACUUGACAUCGAUAUUGGUAUUAAUAUUCUACGGCCAGGGAAAGUUUGGGGUACUUAUAGACAUCUACCCCUGCCAGCAUUGAAACCUGUUGCGGUAACGAAUGGCUACGCGAACAUAAAGAUCAGAGGCGAUCUGAGUUCCCUUCAAUGGGUAGAGGGUGCCAUCGAACCUAAUUCUAAAAACAAGGAUAGGCUCAUUAAAGUAGUCUAUUCUUCCCUCAACUUCAGGGACGUGAUGUUGGCUACUGGUAGAUUGAUGCCAGAAGCCAUCGUGAAAAACAGAGAGUUCAACGAGUGUUUGAUUGGAUUCGAGUUUAGUGGAAUAGACGCAAGUGGUCGUAGAGUAAUGGGCUUCGCUGAAAGCAGGGCUAUAUCGAACAUUGUUCUGUUAACGGAUUACAAUCUAUUUACUGUGCCAGACGGGUGGUCGUUAGAAGACGCGGCAACAGUUCCAAGUGCAUACUUGACCGUCUUCUAUGCAUUCUACUAUUUCGGAAAGUUAAAUAGGGGCGAGAAAGUUCUGAUCCACUCUGGGAGUGGUGCUGUCGGCCAAGCUGCGAUUAACGUAGCUCUCUCCGAGGGAUGUGAAGUAUUCACUACUGUGGGAUCGCCGGAGAAAAGACGAUUUAUCAGGGAAACAUUUCCAAGUAUCGAUGACGAUCACAUUGGUAAUUCUCGAGACACCAGUUUCGAGCAAAUGGUGAUGACACAUACCCACGGGAUGGGAGUGGAUAUUGUCUUGAAUUCGUUAGCGGAGGACAAGCUCCAGGCAUCUGUACGCUGCUUAGGAUACCACGGUCGUUUCCUGGAAAUUGGUAAAUUUGAUUUGGCGGCGAAUAAUCAUUUAGGGAUGAACAUCUUCUUGAAAGAAAUCAGCUUCCACGGAGUCAUGAUGGACAAUGUGAUUAGUGGUUUUAAUCCCAUCGUCCAGAAAAAGAUAUAUCAUUUCCUUAAAGAAUGUCUGGCCACUAAAACUAUAAAGCCGUUGAUGAGAAAAUGUUUCGAGAAGCACGAACUAGAGACUGCUUUUAGGUACAUGGCAUCUGGAAAGCACAUAGGAAAGAUUCUAAUCAAAGUGGGGGAUGAGAAGGAACCUCUGAUUCCACCGGUGCUCGCUUACCCAAGGUUCAACGCCAAACCAGACAAGAGUUACGUGAUUGUAGGAGGUCUGGGUGGCUUGGGACUGGAGCUUAUCGACUGGUUGGUACUUCGAGGUGCUAGGAACUUGGUGAUUGUUUCUCGCAACGGCGUACAAACUGGUUAUCAGCGAAUGAGGAUAGAAAUCUGGAAGUCUUACAACGUAAAGGUACUAAUAAUCUCCGGUGUAGACGCAUCGAAACCAGACGACUGCGAGUUCAUUUUAAGAUCCGCGGAAAACCACGCGCCAGUCGAAGGUAUCUUCAAUCUGGCUGCGUUAUUGAAAGAUUGCUUAUGCGUGAAUCAAACGGAAGAAACUUUCGCGGAAAGCAUGAAACCGAAGGCUGGCAUUACCAAGAUGCUGGACUUGCUGUCGAGAAAAAUCUGCCCAAAACUUCGCCACUUCGUGGUAUUCUCUUCUAUCUCGUGCGGAAGAGGAAGUCCUGGUCAAACCAAUUACGGUAUGGGCAACUCGGUGUUGGAAAGGAUAUGCGAGAGAAGAGUGCAGGAGGGUUUGCCGGGUAUGGCGAUAGAAUGGGGAGCUGUGGGAGACGUUGGUUUGGCGGCUAAACUGCUGGAAGAGAGAAAACAGCUUGUAGUCGGUGGAACUUUGCAACAGAGGAUAUCCUCGUGUUUAGAGGAACUAAACACAUUUCUAUGCCAAAGCCGACCGAUCGUGGCCAGCAUGGUGGUAGCAGAAAAACGUCCUAGCGCCAGCGAGGCUAGCACUGUUCUUGAAGCAGUAAUGGCCAUUAUGAGUAUAAAAGAUCUGAAAACCGUCGGCCAGAACACUUCCUUGGCGGAACUCGGAAUGGACUCCAUGAUGGCCGUGGAAAUAAAACAAACACUGGAGCGAGACUUUGAAGUAUUCCUGACUCCGCAGGAUAUACGGGUCUUAAACAUAGGCAAGCUCGCAGAGAUGUCCGCGAAAGAUGUGAAAAAGCAGAAGAAGCAUGUUGUAAAUACAACGGUGAAAACGGAACAACUGACUGGAAUGAAGCUGCUGAUACGAACGUUUAAUGUUUCGAUACUAGAUACAAAUUAUUGCGUGAAACUUCCGGUAAAAUCUAGUGUUAAAAAAAACGAAAUAUUCCUUGUACCGGGCAUUGAAGGAAAUGCCACGAUCUUCGCAUCCCUGGUACCAAAACUAAAGACGCCAGCUAGCUGUUUACAGAUGGGAGUAUACGAUACAGGGAUCACUAUAGAAGAGAUGGCGGAACGUCUUUUACCUUAUAUUCUCGAAAGAAGCAAACACCGAAGAGACUUCACGAUCGUUGGAUACUCGUAUGGUUCAUUGGUAGCAAUCGAACUUGUGAGGAGACUAGAAGCUCACUCCUUUGUUGGUCACCUCAUACUCAUAGAUGGAUCACCUGAUUACAUGAAUGCUAUAGUAGCGCAACAUCUUUGCACAACGACCGAAGCUAACUUACAAGACGACCUCCUAACCGGAAUAUUGUCUGUCACCGAUACGACCUCCGUAUCGCCGGAGUUUAAAUCCGAGUUGAACAAGUGCACAAACUGGGAAGAAAAGCUAGAGACACUGGUCGAAUAUACACCCCCUGAAAUACACAAACUUUAUUCUCCUGACGCUCAGAAAGCAAUUGCCACGUUCAUUUACAAACGCGUACAGACGUUGGACAAGUAUGACUAUAAUUCUUUACCACCACUCAGAACACCUAUAACGUUAUUGAAGCCAACAUCGUCAAGUGUGCAAAUGCCCGAUGAAGAUCGCGGAUUGAAAAAGUUAACGUAUGGAAAGGUAACAAUACACGAAGUAGAGGGUAACCACGCCACGAUGUUGGAAAAUAAUAAAAUCGCAUUAGCGCUUAAUGGCGAACCUGUGGAUGAUGUGCUAGCAUUCAAAGAGGAUCUAAAUGUCAUUAGUUCGGAAGUAGAACUACAAGGCAAUAAUGCCGGUUUCAUGGGUAUAUCAUGAGACAUUCAGAUAAUUUCUUGAUCAUUUUUCUGUAUUUUUCAUCGAUCAUGAAUAAAUGAGAAAUUCAAUGUUGACGAAACAUAUUGUCAUACUUUUAUGCAAAAUCGUCAUUCAUCGGUCAAACACUCGUGACAAAUACACUCGGAUAAUAAAACAAAUCAAAUUGUACCCUAGUACAAGAAUACAUUGGACUAAUUUAUAACUUGUACACAUCUAGUGUAAUGAACAAAACCAUCGCGAUACAAAUUAUUCGUUUCUUUUUCUAGUGCACUGUAGUUUUUCAUCCCAUCGAAUCGUGUAGUUCGCCCCCAUAUCGAACGAAAGUUAUAGCACAAGAAUUAGCAGCAGCAGCAGCAGCAGCAGCAGCAACAACAACAACAACAACAACAACAACAACAACAACAACAACACGUCUAACACAAUAAUUGUAAUUACAAUAAUACCGAGCCUAUAUCAUUACAUUCGUCAACGAAUGUCUUACUUAUUCUUUUUCUCUCGUCGUAUAUAGUGUUACAAAUCGUAUUUAGUGUUGGAGGGAACCGGUUCAUCUUACCCUUUUUGUAAUUUUCAUACAUGUACUGUGUUUUUUACAAUAAUCGGAGAUCUUAUGCAACAUAGUAAAUACACCUUCACUUUGGAUAUAAUAUAAUUCACUUAGUAAAAAGAAGGUUUCAUACCUUCAAUUAAUUUAUAAUAUUACACAAGUACGACAUCAUAGAAUAAAAAAUGUAAAGUGUGACAUUUUUUCUUUUUUGUCUUUCUCAUAAUCUGUGUACAAGAGUAGAACACCGUGCCAUA
Messenger RNA from Dufourea novaeangliae, 8190 nucleotides. Its product is annotated as fatty acid synthase-like. Gene Ontology annotation, molecular function: oxidoreductase activity; phosphopantetheine binding; fatty acid synthase activity. The record is from RefSeq and is a predicted model, not a curated record. The coding region runs from base 193 to 7392 and encodes 2399 amino acids. The transcript has 19 exons. Gene Ontology annotation, biological process: fatty acid biosynthetic process. Lineage: Eukaryota; Metazoa; Arthropoda; Insecta; Hymenoptera; Halictidae.